This is a messenger RNA of Leptonychotes weddellii (Weddell seal), 2563 nucleotides long. NCBI's taxonomy places the organism in Eukaryota, Metazoa, Chordata, Mammalia, Carnivora, Phocidae. The record is from RefSeq and is a predicted model, not a curated record.
UAAGUCGGUGGAAGGAGUCGCCAUCUCUGCUCUCCCUCUGAUUGUGGGGGGUUAAUGUGUGAAGGGGAUGGUUUGGGUGUCGGUCCCCGGAGGAGAGCUGGGCCCAGGGCUGGACACAGCGUAGAAUGAAAAGUUCCCAGUGUGUGCUGUGUGUUCUGCGGCCCAGUGGCUGUGUCUAAAGAGCAGGGAGCCAGGGGUGGGCACAGAGGAGGCCGAUCGACGCUAAGCGUUGUGGCAGGUGGUGGCAGCAGGUUGUCAAGAGUGCCGGGUGAGAGGGUGCAGGUGACAGAGCAAUCUCAACCAGGGGGGACGGAGGUGAAGCCGGGGCUGACGGGCCACCACAAAGCAGAGCAGCUGGAUGUCUUGGGAGGAGCCAGGGGCCACAGGGAAUGGGGAGAGAGGCCAGGCUGUGGGCUGUGGGAUACCCGAGUUCAAGUUCCAGAUAUGGAGCCGUUCCAAGAGGACAAGGCCAGGUUUUUCCAGGGCUGUGGUGUGGAGGCUGACAAUGGUGAGGGAGAAGACGACGAGGGGAGAGAGGGUCCUCGGCAGGGCUGGCUUCCAGGCAGGGCGCAGGAGGGGGCCCCAGCCGUCACUGCUAGAGGACUUCAUAGGCUGGAACCGGGGUUCUGGGGCUCUCGGGGGUGUGAAUGAGAAGGGGGAAUGUGAGGCCUCAUGGGAAAAGAAAGGACAACAGAAACAAGAGACCUGGAACUAACUGGUCUUCUGGGUCGAAGGGGAACUGGGAAUGGGGGUCAGGGGCUUCGGGAAGCCGUGGGGUCAGCAGCAGACCCCACAGUCCUCAGGGGCAGCGUCAAGAGCCCUUCUUUGCUCACAAGGUCUCCCACCACCCCCCCAUCUCGGCGUGCCAUGCGGAGUCUGAGAACUUCGUCUUCUGGCAAGACAUGAAGUGGAAGAACAAGUUCUGGGGCAAAUCCUUAGAGAUUGUGCCUGUGGGGACAGUCAACGUCAGCCUGCCCAGGUUCGGGGACCACUUUGAGUGGAACAAGGUGACGUCCUGCAUUCACAACAUCCUGAGUGGCCAGCGCUGGAUCGAGCACUAUGGGGAGGUGCUCAUCCGGAACACACAGGACAGCUCCUGCCACUGCAAGAUCACCUUCUGCAAGGCCAAGUACUGGAGCUCCAACAUCCACGAGGUGCAGGGUGCCGUGUUCAGCCGGAGUGGCCGCGUCCUCCACCGACUCUCUGGGAAGUGGCACGAAGGGCUCUACCGGGGGACCCUGCCGGGCGGUCAGUGCAUCUGGAAACCCAACUCAAUGCCCCCAGACCAUGAGCGAAACUUCGGCUUCACUCAGUUUGCCUUGGAGCUGAAUGAGCUGACGGCAGAGCUGAAACGGUCUCUGCCUUCCACGGACACGCGGCUCCGGCCAGACCAGAGGUACCUGGAGGAGGGGAACAUACAGGCUGCUGAGGCCCAGAAGAGAAGGAUCGAGCAGCUUCAGCGGGACAGGCGCAGAGUGAUGGAGGAGAACAACAUCGUCCACCAGGCUCGCUUCUUCAGGCGGCAGACAGACAGCAGUGGGAAGGAGUGGUGGGUGACUAACAACACGUACUGGAGGCUUCGGGCCGAGCCAGGCUAUGGGAACCUGGACGGGGCUGUGCUCUGGUAGCCCCGGCCCUCGGGGGCAGGAGGCUCGGAUUCUUCCUUCCUGCCUCUGCCCCCCCACGGACACAUGGGUGAGGCCAGGCUCCCCCGCUCACUGCCCUGGAGACCAAAGGGGCAGCUCUGGCUCCGUCCCCUCUGCCGGCCAGAGGGGCUGCCUCUCAGCCCAUUGCCCACCCCCUGUUUGGGGUGGGAAGCAGGAUCUGUGCUUCCCCAGUCUCGUUUCCCUGGACAACCAGCAUGUAAGCCCCUUCUCGCUCCGUCAUUUCCCCUUCUGUCCCCCUUGGGGUACUUGGGGGAGACUCGAGGCUCUCCAGGAUCUGUUCCCCGUUUAGUGCCUUCCUAGGACACAGGGGACCCCUUGAUGCUCCCCAGGCUUCCUAUGCCCAGGGCUCUGGCCCCAGCUGUGCAGUUGGAGUGAGUGAAGGAGAAGAGAUGGCGUUUUCUUCCACCCCUUGUCCCUCCCAUGCCCCUCUCCAGCAUCUUCUGCCCCAUGCUCUGGCCCGGCGGGGCUCCCUUUGCUUGGUCCUUGGCAAUCUCUCCCAUCUUCCUGGAUCCCCUUCUCCCAAACUGCUAAAUGCCUGCGGCUUCCAGCUCCUUUGGCCUUUUCCUCGAGCGGUUUCCUUCCGUCGCAGCUCAGCAGGUCCCCCCAGAGUGGAAGAGGCCUGUCCCGGAGGCAGGGAGCCAACGGAGCAGGCAGGGCGCCUGGCCUCAGACCCCCUGGGAGUGAGUGAGCACGCGUGAGUGUGAGUUUGUGUAGGAGUAUGUGCGUGUGUGUGUGUGCCCAUGUACUGCUUGCAGGCGAGCAGGGUCCCCCACGUAGCCCAGACGGCCCGUGCCGCGUGUCCGCCGCCGUUGCGGCUCAUUUCCGCACGGUCUGCCUCUGGGGAAGGUGAAUCGCAGUGACAUUCCAAGCUCCAAUAAAGACUGUCCCAAAUUUUG